Molecule: messenger RNA, 3240 nt
Organism: Brenthis ino (lesser marbled fritillary)
Lineage: Eukaryota; Metazoa; Arthropoda; Insecta; Lepidoptera; Nymphalidae
Source: the annotation of a GenBank genome assembly
AUGCUUAUUAGAAAUUAUUUGAUAGCGGAAGCUAAUCCUAUUAAAAGGUUUCUUCUUUUAAAACACAAUAGCUAUCAAACCAAAGAACAUAUUAGAACAAUUAAAGGAGUUAACUUCAGAAUCUGCAACACAACCUACAAUCAUUUUAAUAAAUUGAGUUCAGUUAUAGUGCUUCAAAAUAAAUACCGUGCAAGGACAUAUUCAAAAGGAAUUGUUAAUGAAGAUAUUUUCAAAGGAAAAAGCAUUGAAAGUGAAAAUGAUAUAAAUGAAAUUAAGGAACUUUUUACACAACCUCGAGUGACGUUGAACGAAUUCGCAUCAAAAUUGCAGGAGAAAUCUUUUGAUAUUCACUACAAACAAACAGUCGUCACCCCUAAGGGUGGCAAGAAAAGGGCCGUACAGAAUGAUUGGACUUGCACCUACACAUUUAUAUGGCCGGAGAAAAUUAAAUUUGAAAGCACAGCAAUAUCGAAACGACAAGCAGCUGAAAAGUCAGCACUUCAAGCGCUUCAUUGGCUUUAUAAAAAUAAUAAAAUAGAUAAAACAGGUAGUCCCGUCUACGACAGGACGGUUUUAAAGGAAAUUCAGAGUUCACUUAACAAAGACUUAUAUGUGACUAUUGGCGAAAAUUCUAUGGAAAGAGUAAACAGAAUAUGGAGCGAUUAUGAAAGUGACAUUAAAAAAAUAUACGAUAUUACAUUUAAAGAAGCAAGCCAGAAGCUAUCAGCAAAUAUACCAAAUGUCAUGAAAAAUGACUCGACUAUUGAUGAAGAAGACUUUUCAAAUGAAGAAAUAUCUCAGAAUGGAUCAGAGAAAAUGGAAGAAUUCAAUGAUUUCAAAACAAAAAUACAUCCCGUUUUUGGAAAACCAAUAACAACUUCCACAUCGGCGUUGAUGAAACGUGAAAGAAUUCUCAAACAGACAUUCCUCAGCUAUGACGAAGCCUUAACACCUUUGCCAAUAGACCAAUAUGCUGAAGAAAUAACAUCCACUUUAGACAAAUCUCGUGUGUUAGUGGUAGUAGGCGCGGCAGGUUGCGGGAAGUCUACGCGGGUUCCAGCCGCGAUAUUAAGGUAUAGCGGGGUUCAUACUACGGCGAUAGUGUCCGAGCCAAGGCGAGUGGCGGCAAUAGGCCUGGCUCAAAGAGUUGCUGAUGAAUUGGGUGAACAGGUAGGAGAAUCCAUAGGCUAUCAGGUCCGUCUACAUUCCAAACUGCCUCGUCCGCCCGGCGGCGCCAUACUUUAUUGCACAUCAGGAGUUUUACUGCGACGGCUUCAAAUGAAUCCAGGUCUAGAGGGGUGUUCUCAUGUCUUCAUAGACGAAGCGCACGAAAGGGAUGUCAAUACUGAUGUAACUUUGUUACUACUGAAAAGAGCUUUAGAUAUUAACCCUGAAUUGAAGAUAAUUGUAAUGAGCGCUACAUUGGACACGGCUGUAUUUACUAAAUAUUUCGACGAUUGUCCAGUCAUAGAAGUACCAGGUAGAACGUUUCCAGUUGAAAUAUCUUAUUUGGAAGACAUACAAAGUAAAUUUAAUUUAAAACUACCCUCAACUGAGGAAAAUUCUAAAACUGAUGGGAAACCACAAAUAAAUUGUCAAGAGAUCAUAGACGUAAUAAAAGCAGUGGACAAAACUCAAUGUGAGGGUGCAAUACUAGUGUUCCUCCCUGGCUGGGCUGAAAUUAAGCAAACUAAAUUACUGUUAGACGAUUUGUACGCGAAUUCACCUUUAUACAUGGUGCUACCAGUACAUUCUAGGUUAUCAACAGACGAACAGAUAAAAAUGUUCGCAAAACCGCCACCAGGUGUGCGAAAAAUUGUAUUAUCAACUAAUAUAGCAGAAACUUCCAUCACUAUACCUGAUGUGGUUCACGUCAUUGAUAGUGGGUCCUUCAAAGAAAACCGCAUCAAGGAAGGCACAGGUACAGCAAGCUUAGAAACAGUAUGGGUUUCUAAAGCCGGCGCUAAACAGAGAGCGGGCAGGGCGGGGCGUGUGCAGCCGGGUCACUGCUACAGAUUAUAUACAAAAGAAAAAGAAGCCGAAUUCAGUCCGCACACGACUCCAGAAAUAUUAAGGAUACCGCUAGAACAAACUGCACUCGAUUGUAAAUCUUAUGCCCGAAACGAUAAGGUUGAGAAUUUUUUGUCACAACUGCCCGAACCCCCGAGCAGAAAUGCGAUACGGCUUGCUGUUAAUGAUCUUAUAGAUUUGGGUGCUUUUACACCGUCUGAGCAACUAACUCGGCUCGGUGUUAUAUUAUCGUCUAUGACUCUACACCCGCGGUUGGGACGCAGCGUUCUAAACGCGGCGUUUUUCGGCGGCGUUCUGGCCGCCGCCAAUGUGGCGACGCACUGCGCUGACAACGUGGACCUGUUUCGUAAUUCCGCUGAUAGGAGAGAAGAAAUAAGAGAAAUCAAACGUAAAUUCAGUCCAACAUCAGACCACUCGGCAUUACAUUGGCUACAAGAUACCUUCGAACAAAAACUGGAGGAAAUCGGUUGGAAAAAUAUAGACGAAUGGUGCGACAAAUAUGGCUUGAGGAAGGACAGGUUGAGUUAUGUUAAAUCGAUAUCGAACCUGCAUCUGGAACAUUUGUUGAAAACCGAUAUAAUUGAUUCAAACACUGAACCAUCAGAGUUAAACCGUUUUUCCGACAUCGACGAACUGACGGCCGCCAUUUUGUUAUCCGGUUCAAAUACGCUAUUGGUUUCUAGAAAAUAUGUGAAGACUAAAGGCAAAUUGAUGACUGUCAUUGAUUUGUGUACAAGCAAAGGUGAAAAAGCCCACAUUGGCAGUGAAAGUGUGAACUACGGUAUAACAAAACGUAAACACAGCACUCACCUUUUAACCUACUUUGGAGGUUAUCAUUCUAUGGAAAGAAGAGCUCUAGUAGUCCAUAGAACUUCACUAAUACCGCCACAUACUGUGUUGUUGUUUUCUAUGGGAAAUAUAGAAAGAAAUGUUAUGGAUGCAAAUAGUGAAACUACAGAAUUAUACCUUCCCAGACAUAAAUUAAAAAUUCAAAUGCCGACUGCUCAAGCAGAUGCAAUAUUAAAGGCAAGGGAAAUGCUCUGGGACACGCUACAGUAUUUCAUAGAGAGAGAUAUUAAAAAUAUAAGUUUUGAUGAAUUCACAAAAACUUCCCACUUCAAAACAAGGCUUGUUAAAGCGCUAGGAAGGAUUCUAGUCGAAGCAGACAAAGAAUAUAUACAAGAUCGUAUAACUGAAAAAGAUUUUAGA